GGUAUCCAUCACGCAUCCAAUCCUAGCUUAAAGUAAUCCCGGUCACAUCUGCAAAGAUCGCAAAAUGCAUCGUAUUUUUGCUCAGAUCGUAGUCAUUUUCAUUGGUCUCUACUCGACUUGCUCAGGUAGAGAUGAUAGUCUUGUUGUAGACACAGCAGCUGGUUCAGUUCGUGGUCGCUUACAGAAUGUAAUCCACGGGUUAUCUGUGAAGCAGUUUGUUGGUAUACCGUAUGCAGAACCUCCAGUCGGUGAGCUAAGAUUUGCUCGCCCACAACCUGCUAAACCUUGGAAUGGAGUGAAAGAGGCGGUGAAAUUCGGACCAAUAUGUCCACAGUUUUUAAUGAAGCAGUUUUUCAGUUUGCCGGAAAAUAUAACUAUCGAGGAAGAACCCCAAGAUGAAGACUGCCUUACUCUGAAUGUUUACACUCCAUCUCAAGCCACAUCAAAAGACAAGCUUGCCAUCAUGGUGUGGAUCCACGGAGGUGGCUUUGUUGGUGGAUCAGGAUCAUCCUAUAACCCAUCUGUUCUAGUAGCUUACCACGAUGUUAUUGUAGUAACAAUCAACUACCGACUUGGUGUACUUGGUUUCUUUAAUAUUCCUGGCACUGAUGUUAAAGGAAAUUUUGGAAUGCUCGAUCAG
Messenger RNA from Actinia tenebrosa (Australian red waratah sea anemone), 640 nucleotides. Its product is annotated as fatty acyl-CoA hydrolase precursor, medium chain. The record is from RefSeq and is a predicted model, not a curated record. NCBI's taxonomy places the organism in Eukaryota, Metazoa, Cnidaria, Anthozoa, Actiniaria, Actiniidae.